Messenger RNA from Tripterygium wilfordii, 1328 nucleotides. RefSeq names its product bZIP transcription factor 11-like. The coding region runs from base 626 to 1093 and encodes 155 amino acids. Gene Ontology annotation, cellular component: nucleus. Gene Ontology annotation, biological process: positive regulation of DNA-templated transcription. NCBI's taxonomy places the organism in Eukaryota, Viridiplantae, Streptophyta, Magnoliopsida, Celastrales, Celastraceae. The transcript has a single exon. Gene Ontology annotation, molecular function: DNA-binding transcription factor activity; transcription cis-regulatory region binding. The record is from RefSeq and is a predicted model, not a curated record.
ACUUUUUAAAAAAAAAUUGAUCAACUUGGUAGUCAUUUUUACUCUAUAAAUCCCACCCUCUGCUAUUCCAAAUAUCUUCUCCUUUCCUUUCUCCUCAUCAGUCCACCCUCUGCUCUCCCAAAUCUCCUCUUUCUCUUUGGCUUGAACUCAAAAUCAAGCACCCUUUUGUGAGCCAAUCUGAAAUUUUAGCUCCAACCCAGAUAAAUUAGCAUAGUUUUCUGAACUGGGUUUGUGUUGUUUAACAUCAAACCAAAGUAUUUCAUCAUAAAGUUUGUGUCUUUUGUUGGAACAAGACCUUGAUGUUUAAUAUCUUAAUCUUGAUGUUUCAGAUUCAUGUCUCCGAUUCUCAGUGAAAUCUUCCUUUCUGGGUGUAUGAUAAGCUCCACAUUUAGGCGCAGCACCCAUCUUGUUCAAUCCUUCUCAGUUGUUUUCCUCUACUGGUUCUACUAUGUUUCAUAGCUUUAAUUUGUGAUCCCGUCAAUUCUGCCAUUAGAUCAGUUAAUCUAGGCUCUAUCACAUAUACUACUAUUUUCUGCAUUUUCUUCAUCAAUUUGGCUUAAAUCUCUCUUGGGUUUUUCUUGUAAUUGGUUCAAACAAGGCUGUUAAAUUCUGGGUCUUAUCAUAAAUGGGUUCAUCCAGUGGCACAUCUUCAGGUUCAUCGCUGAUUCAGAACUCAGGCUCUGAAGAGAACUUGCAGGCAUUGAGGAAGAGGAAGAGAAUGAUAUCGAACCGCGAAUCGGCUCGACGGUCCAGGAUGAGGAAGCAGAAGCAUUUGGACGAGCUGACGGUUCAGGUGGCUGAACUCGAGAAGCAGAAUCACCAUGUCCUCACAAGCAUCAACAUCAGCACACAACAUUACUUGAAUGUUGAGGCUGAGAACUCAGUUUUGAGAGCUCAAGCUGGUGAGCUUAGCAACAGAUUACAAUCUCUGAAUGAGAUUGUUAAUGCAAACAAUACUGGAACUGCUUUUGGGGAUUCAGCAAUUACUGUGCCUGCUGCUGAUCUUAGCUUCUUGAACCCAUUGAACUUGCCUUAUUACUUGAAUCAACCAAUUAUGGCUUCUGCUGAUCACAUGUUCAAUGAGUACUAUUGAUUUUGAAGCCACAGAGAGAGAGUAUUAAGGAGUAGGGAAUAAUUGAGGUCUCUUGAUUUGUAAAAUUAGUGUUGAUUAGUUGUAAUUGAUGUAGUAUGAUCAAGAGCUGAUAAAGUAUGUGUAAUUGGUCUGAAAUCUCCUUCUAUGUUCAAUAGUGUAUUGUUAGAAUUCUAGCUAUUUGUGAAAUUAUUUUUUUAAUAUAGAACGAUAUCAUAUAUAAGUUUGUUUUUCUGAA